Messenger RNA from Brugia malayi, 1296 nucleotides. Its product is annotated as von Willebrand factor type A domain containing protein. Bases 1 to 1296 code for a protein of 431 amino acids. The record is from RefSeq and is a predicted model, not a curated record. The transcript is spliced from 9 exons. NCBI's taxonomy places the organism in Eukaryota, Metazoa, Nematoda, Chromadorea, Rhabditida, Onchocercidae.
AUGGCUAGGCAACAUUUGAUCAUACUGGGCUUAGCAACAGUAUUAUUGAUUUAUGUGAAAACACAGACGCCAAUUUUUCCAGUUAGUUGUUAUCUCAAUGUUCUCGUUAUAUUGGAUCGUUCAGAUUCUGUCAAAGGUGGAUUUAAUAGAAGUCGAAAUUUUGUCGUCAAUGUUUCGGAGGAACUUGACAUUGGGCCAGAUACACACCGGGUAGCAAUGAUUGUAUAUUCUGGACUGAGUUAUCGUCGUGAAGUAUUCAAAUGGAAUUUUGCUAAAAACAACGAAGAAUUUACAAAAAUUGUGCUUGGUUUAAGAGCUAUUGGUGGUACAACAAAUACAAAGAAAGCAUUAGAACUUGGACUUGAAUUAAUGGAAACACGUAAUAAGUCAAUUCCUACUCUUAUAAUGGUUGUUACGGAUGGUCGAAGUGCAGAUGAUCCUAAAAUUCCAGCUCAACAAUUGCAACAAAUUCCGAAUACAUGGGUUUUUGCAGCAGCAACUGGUGAUCCUGAUGCUGUUGACAAAAAUGAACUACUUGAAAUAACUGGUAACAUCAAUCAUAUUAUAUUACAAAGCGGUCGAAAAUUAGCAGCUGAUAUUACGCGUAAAUUACUUCGACAAGCACAGGAAAAAUGUCGUACAACAACAACAACAACGACAACAACAACGACAACAACAACAGCUACUACAACUACAACUAAUCCAAUCUCAGGCUGUGAGCAGGAUGUGGUACUUGUUAUGGAUUUAUCAACAACAACCAAUCCUGUUUACCGGAAAUACAUAGAAAUGGCUGAAGAAUUGAUCAAUAGGCUUUUAAUUGGUCGACGAUUUAGUCGAAUUGCACUAAUAACAUUUAGCUCAGUGGGUAAAACAAGGACACAAUUUAAUUUAGACAGAUACUUCAAUGGAAAAGAUAUUGUAACUGCAAUCCGAAGAUUGGAAUCCUCAGGUGGUACAACUGCAGUUGGUGAAGGAAUUCGACUUGGAAUUGAACAAAAGGACAAACAACACGGUGGUCGACCUAAUGAAAUCGCAAAAAAAGCUAUGCUCGUAUUUACGGAUGGAUGGAGUAAUAAAGGACCGGAUGUUGAGGAGAUGAGCCGUAAUGCUAAAGGAGCCGGAUUUACUCUCUAUACCGUAGUUUAUGAGGGUGAUGGGCAUGUUGAUACGAAUAGUCCUGGAUUAAAUCUUUAUACCAUUGAAACGGUGGCAAAUGAUCGAAAACACGUCUACAGUGAACGCAAUUUCACGCAACUGAUUCAGGAACUUAGACAACGCAACUUACCAUGUAUAUAA